GAGAAGUUCCGCAACUCUGGUUCAAAACAAGCCGGUUCUUUAUCACACUUUCCGAAUGGACAUCGUCACACCAGACAAACGAGUGGAAAUAACCAACCGAAACAGGUUUUUUUUACGGGAACGCAAAGUUCUGACGUAAAUAUCGCCAAAUUCUUAACCAGUUGGGAUCUCCACAUGGUCUCGCCAGAAAACGGAGCGUUAGUAGCGAGUGAUCGUUCCAUCCGAACAGUGAUCGUUUCCAUGGCGAAGUUGUGCAGUGUUGUUUUAGGUGUGGCAUUGUUGACCGUACAUUCGGUGCUGGGUCAAGGAUGCGGCGAACGUAAGGUGGAUUAUGCAACAUUGAUCUUGGGCGGUGAGGAUGCCAUCUCGGGUCAGUGGCCAUGGCAUGCGGCUAUCUUCCAUCGAAUCGAGCGUUCGUUUAUCUACCAGUGUGGUGGUGCAAUCAUCAACCAGAAUACUAUAUUAACCGCUGCACAUUGUGUGCGAAUUGCUAGUGGAGUCAUUCCGGUGGAUCGGUUGUCGGUGCAGGUAGGCCGAACGUAUCUGUAUGCAGCCGAAAGCCAUACACAGGAACAUCAGGCCGAUCGGAUUAUCGUGCACGAAGAAUACAGUGCAGCCCGGGUACGGCACGAUAUUGCACUGAUCAAGCUCGCUACGGACAUCGAGUUUACGGAGUACGUGCAGCCUGUAUGUUUGUGGGAACGUUCAAACGUGGACAUUGGUCAAUUGAUAGGGCGCGUCGGUACAGUGGUUGGUUUCGGUAUAACGGAAGUUGGCGAGGUGGCCGAUCGGUUGCGUGUUGCCUACAUGCCCAUCGUCGACACACAAACGUGUCUGGAAAGCAAUCGCCCACUGUUCGGUCCUGUGCUGUCGCGUAAUAUUUUUUGUGCCGGAUUCCGCAAUGGAACAACGGUUUGUGGCGGUGAUAGUGGAGGUGGCAUGUACUUCGAGAUCGAGAACCGUUGGUACAUACGGGGGAUUGUUUCGUUCAGUGGACAGAACUGCCAGUCGGCUGAUUAUGCUGGCUUUAGUGAUGUGGCCACGUAUCUCGACUGGAUCAAUCGAUAUACGAGCGGUACGCAGAGCAGUCCCUAUACGAGCACCGUCAUCGAUAACCAGCGUUUGCUAGCGUUGGAUGUGUGUGGUGUGAAUAGCUAUCCAUCCACACCGGAAGAUGAGAAACCAGUUUUCCAAGGCUAUCCCUGGCUGGGUGUGAUCGAGUACCAGCACAUCAGCACUGGACAGCGGCGUGUGCUCUGUCAAGCAACGCUCAUCACCAGAAGAUAUGUUUUGACGGCUGCUCAGUGUGUUUCCUUACCAAGGAAUUCUUAUCAAAUUGUUGCCGUACGUUUGGGCGACUACGAUACGGGUUCUGAUCCAGAUUGUGUUUAUGCCGAGGGCCAAAGACAAUGUCAGUCUCCGGUGCAAACAGUACCAAUCGAGCAAAUAAUCGUACAUAAUGGUUUCAACAAUCCUGCGUUUGCUAAUGAUCUAGCACUGCUACGCCUUCAACAGCAGGCCAACGUUGAUCAAGACAACAUCAAACCUAUUUGCCUGCCAUUCUCAACCGCACUCAAGUCUCAUAAGCCAUCGUACUACAUCCGCACUGGAUGGCUUGCCAGAAGCACCAGCACCGUCCUAUAUCGUAGUUUUCCAAGUUCGAUCGAAUCGGUCGGUUGCCAGGAAGCGUACAACGAUCAGGAUGUACCGCUGGAAAAGACGUACGGCCAGAUAUGUAUCCGUCGGGACAAUCCAUAUGCAGGUGUUUGUACGUUCAAUAUGGCCGCCACACCACUACAGUCGGUACAGCUGGUUGGCCCUAGCGAGCGGUACGUACUGUACGGUUUGCUUUCCUUCGGACCAAAGCAAUGUCUCGAAACGUACCCAGACGUGUACACGGCAAUCGCACCGUACGUGGAUUGGAUUGUCUCCAAUCUAAGGCCAUAACCGGUGCAGCCGCAUCUAUCUUACGCGUUUCGUACGUUUGCAUGAUUCAUUCGCUUACC
This is a messenger RNA of Anopheles funestus (African malaria mosquito), 2006 nucleotides long. Its product is annotated as transmembrane protease serine 9-like. Gene Ontology annotation, molecular function: serine-type endopeptidase activity. Lineage: Eukaryota; Metazoa; Arthropoda; Insecta; Diptera; Culicidae. The coding region runs from base 175 to 1947 and encodes 590 amino acids. Gene Ontology annotation, biological process: proteolysis. The record is from RefSeq and is a predicted model, not a curated record. The transcript has 5 exons.